Messenger RNA from Trypanosoma theileri, 1629 nucleotides. Its product is annotated as nuclear transcription factor. Bases 1 to 1629 code for a protein of 542 amino acids. NCBI's taxonomy places the organism in Eukaryota, Euglenozoa, Kinetoplastea, Trypanosomatida, Trypanosomatidae. Gene Ontology annotation, cellular component: nucleus. Gene Ontology annotation, biological process: regulation of DNA-templated transcription. Gene Ontology annotation, molecular function: zinc ion binding; DNA-binding transcription factor activity, RNA polymerase II-specific; RNA polymerase II transcription regulatory region sequence-specific DNA binding. The transcript has a single exon. The record is from RefSeq and is a predicted model, not a curated record.
AUGGAAGAAGCGACAGAGCUUGCAAAAGAGUUGUCGGAAAGAUUGAAAGAAGGUUCCUAUGAUUGUCCUAUUUGCAGUGAAACCAUUCGUCUUCGUGAUAGUCUUUAUGCCUGUCCUGUUUGCUACGGAGUUAUGCAUUUAACAUGCAUUAGAAGGUGGGUAAAAGCACAGAUGGAGGAGCGAGAAAAACAAAAUGGUGUUGUAGAUCUUACUCAAUGUUCUAUGCAUGAGUUUCGUUGUCCUCUCUGUCAAUCACUUAAUCCAACAUCAUCUAUAGUUGAGUGUAGAUGUUUCUGUGGAAAGGUAAAGGAUCCAAUCCCAGAUCCUCUCUUGGUUCCGGGUUCAUGCGGUCAGAUGUGUGAAAAGAGACGUAAAGACAGUAAAUGUACGCAUUCCUGUACUCUUAUGUGUCAUCCAGGACCAUGUCCUCCGUGUGCCUUAACACGUACGCAAGUUUGUUUUUGUGGUAAAUCGGAAAAAACUGUUGGAUGUUCAAGUGGUAUUCAUGGAUUUGAGUGUAACGAAAUUUGCGGUAAGUUAUUGGAUUGUGGGAAUCAUUAUUGUAAAGCACCAUGUCACGAAGGUCCUUGCUCCAUUUGCUCUGUAAUGGUGAAGGAAACAUGUUAUUGUGGAUCUACAGAAAGGAAGCGACGCUGCGGUGAGGAUGAAUCGUUUUCCUGUUCAAAGCCAUGCUCAAAACUACUGGACUGUGGAAACCAUCGUUGUUUAUUUAAGUGUCACAAGGGUCCUUGUCAGCCGUGUUUACAAACUCCUGAUCGUCUUUUGUUCUGUUCGUGUGGUAAAGUUCGCAUUGAUGAACUUGUUAAAUCUCCACGAAAGUCUUGCUUGGAUCCUAUUCCAUCGUGUGGACAGAUUUGUGGGGCUCCUCUUCCAUGCGGUCAUACUUGCACAGCGGUGUGUCAUGAAAGUGCUGUAUGUCCACCAUGUAUGGAACUUGUCUCGGAGCGCUGUGGUUGUGGCUCACGUGUAAUUAAAUAUCGUUGUUUUUGUUCCUACAUUCCUUCUGAGGAGUGGGAAGAAGUAGUAAAAAGGGCAAAAAUACCGAUCGCAAAGGCAGAACUAUGCUACCCACCGCGUUGUACUAAACCUUGUCGAAUGAAUUUGUCAUGUGGAAAACACACUUGUAAAGAAGUUUGUUGUACAAAUGAAGAUCACACCUGCUAUCGAAUUUGUACAAAACGAUUGCCUUGUGGAGAACACAACUGUGGACAACUCUGCCACAAGGGUCCCUGUUUACCAUGUAGCAAUAAUUCAUACGAACGACUUUAUUGUCGCUGUAGACGUACGUGGGUUGAACCACCGGUGCCAUGUGGGACUAAACCUCCUAUUUGCAGUCACCCGUGUAUAGUUCCGCGUCCAUGUGGUCAUCCUCCCAAUCAUCCAUGUCAUAUUGAGGAGGAAUGUCCAGAUUGUGUUGUUCCAGUUGAGAAAAAAUGUGACUCACAUAGAAAGGUAAUGCCUUACUUUUUACCUUGUUAUCGAAAGACUGUUUCGUGUGGGAAAAAAUGUGGGAAGGUGUUAUCAUGCUGUGGGAAAGUAUGUGAAAAGAUUUGUCAUCCAGGACCGUGUGAGCAUCAGUGUACAAACGUUUUUCCUGAACUUCAAUAG